Messenger RNA from Thamnophis sirtalis, 1526 nucleotides. RefSeq names its product developmentally regulated GTP binding protein 1 (gene DRG1). NCBI's taxonomy places the organism in Eukaryota, Metazoa, Chordata, Lepidosauria, Squamata, Natricidae. The record is from RefSeq and is a predicted model, not a curated record. Gene Ontology annotation, molecular function: GTPase activity; GTP binding.
CCUUCUGCGCCUGCGCGGCUGCAGCCUGAGGGGACCCAUCUCUGAGGAGACGCCGCCGCCGCCAUGGCUACGACGUUGGCCAAGAUCGCCGAGAUCGAGGCGGAGAUGGCUCGCACCCAAAAGAAUAAAGCCACGGCCCACCACUUGGGGCUGUUGAAAGCCCGCCUGGCCAAGCUGCGUCGAGAGCUGAUCACCCCAAAAGGAGGCGGAGGGAGCGGAACUGGAGAAGGUUUUGAUGUGGCAAAGACUGGCGAUGCCCGGAUUGGUUUUGUGGGCUUCCCUUCGGUGGGAAAAUCUACUCUGCUGAGCAAUCUUGCUGGUGUUUACUCAGAAGUAGCUGCGUACGAGUUUACAACUCUAACCACAGUUCCAGGAGUGAUCCGGUACAAAGGAGCCAAAAUACAGCUUCUUGAUUUACCAGGAAUUAUCGAGGGUGCCAAAGAUGGGAAAGGCAGAGGUCGCCAGGUCAUUGCUGUUGCCCGAACCUGCAACCUCAUCCUGAUUGUUCUGGAUGUUCUGAAACCUUUGGGACAUAAGAAGAUAAUUGAGAGUGAGUUGGAGGGCUUCGGGAUACGUUUGAACAGCAAACCUCCCAAUAUUGGCUUUAAGAAAAAGGACAAAGGAGGCAUUAACCUCACGGCCACAUGUCCGCAGAGUGAGCUGGAUAUCGAAACUGUGAAGAGCAUUUUGGCAGAAUAUAAAAUCCACAAUGCUGAUAUCACCCUGAGGAGCGAUGUAACUGCAGAUGACCUCAUUGAUGUGGUUGAAGGAAACAGAGUUUACAUCCCAUGCAUUUAUGUGUUGAACAAAAUUGAUCAAAUCUCCAUUGAGGAACUAGACAUAAUUUACAAAGUGCCCCACUGCGUUCCCAUCUCUGCUCAUCAUCGGUGGAAUUUUGAUGACCUGCUGGAGAAAAUCUGGGAUUACCUUAAACUUGUGCGGAUUUACACUAAACCCAAAGGGCAGCUCCCAGAUUAUACUUCUCCAGUGGUCCUGCCUGACUCUCGGACCACCGUGGAGGAUUUCUGCAUGAAGAUUCAUAAAAACCUAAUUAAAGAUUUCAAAUAUGCUCUUGUAUGGGGCUCGUCUGUCAAGCACAACCCUCAGAAAGUGGGAAAAGAUCAUACUAUGGAGGAUGAAGAUGUCAUUCAGAUAGUCAAGAAAUAAAAUCAAAAAAUUCCUCUGGCCCAUCAAUCACGAUUCCUUUAAAAAAAGACUUAACUAUGGAACUUCCUGGCCUACCAAAUGGUUGAGUGAAUGCGAACACAACUGUGGAAAUUUGUGGACUGAUUAAAUUAUUUUUCCUGAGGUGGGCAGGAGAGCAUUGCAAACAGGUGGCUUUGAAUGCUGUUUAAUUGAAUCCACAUUUUUGCCCUAGGAAGAGUUCAGUCAAUGGAGCUUUUAUGCUGCCGACGUAAAUUAGGAUGCAAAUGUAAAACUUUCCCUCAUUAUCACUUGGGGAUUUGUAUACAAAAGUGAUGGUCCUGUCCUUGUUAAUGUAAAUAAAAUCUACAGGCAAAAGCUCA